AUGGCUGCAACUAACACCUCCCCGCCCUCGGGCGGAAGGACCAAUGAGCGUCAAGAUUACUGUCUCUCGGAUACGAGUUUAAACGGUCGGCGCCCGCCUCUGCUGGUGGUGGCGAAGCGAACAGCUGUUGACCGCGUCUUCUUUGUAGAAGUACCUCCUUAUUUCCUCCUAUUAAUAAAGACAACUGUAUUUGAACGUGUAAGAUGGGUGCAAGGAUUCCCUAAGCAGAAUAUUGAUUUUAUCAACAACACCACCAUUUGCUACGCUUCUGGGAAUUACUUAAUUUUCGUUAACAUUGAAAAUGAGAAAAGGCAGGUUCUACAGUGUCUGAAUGGAAAAGUGGGUGCUCUGGCAACUAACAUUCCUUUUCAAGUAGUGGCUUUUUCAGAUCGGAACCUUAAACCCAUUAUUUACAUAUACAACUUUCCUGAAUUGUCCAGAAAAGCAAGAUUAAAAGGGCACGCUCAGCUGGAGUAUACUUUACUUGAAUUUAGUUACUGUGGUACAUACCUGGCUAGUUAUUCUGCACUUCCAGAGUAUGAACUGACACUUUGGAACUGGGAAAAAAAAGUUAUUUUGUGUAGCAGAUUACAACCAGGUGUGGAAGUAAGCCAAAUGACUUUUAACCCCAUGAACUGGCACCAAUUGUGCUUGUCUAGUGCAAGUGCUUUAACUAUAUGGAAUAUUGAAAGAAGUGACAAGAAUUAUUAUCCCAAGCCAAAAUCAGUAAACCUACCUGCAGAAGAUGGGACAUAUAUUGAUGAAACAAAAGGAAUGUUCUGUUACACAGAUUUUAAAGAUACUGUUUAUGGACCUGCACUACUAAUUUGUUCCAUUGCUGGGCUAGCUGGUGUAGAAGCAGAAACAUUCAGGCCUAAAGAUGAUUUGCAUCCCUUGGUUCAUCCUGUUGUACACUGUUGGAACGCAACAAAUGAAGUAUAUGUUGGCUGUGAAGAGGGUCACAUUCUAUUGAUAAAUGCAGAAAGUCUACUUGUUACUGUCCUGUUCCCCACUCCUGAAAUCCAUUCUAAAGAUACCAGCGUAAACACCAUGGCAUUUCACAAAGAAGGACUAUUUGUUUCGGGAAAUGAUGGUAUUGUGCAUUCUUUUACUGUCAAAGAAAUACAUUACAGAGUAAAAGACUAUUUUGAUGUGCAAGAGCCUGUAGAAAAUAUUAUAUUCUCUCCUGAUUACACACUAUUACUGGUUGAAACCAUUAAGGGAUCGGUUUACACCUAUACUUUUGGUGAAGAACCAAAAGUUAAAACAAUCUUGGAUGCACGUGGUGGCAAUAUACAGGCAAUUGACUUUAUCACACCUGGAAACAAAUAUGGCAUGUCAGUAACCACUUUAGGAGAAAUCCGCAUUUGGUUGUUAGAGAGUGGAUCUCAUGUCAGCACAUUAAACCUUAGGACUGAGGUAAAUGAUAUGGCUUGCUGCCCCUCCUCGCUUUCAGCUGCUCUGGGAACCAGUGCGGGAUAUAUCCAGUUCCUUGACGUUACUGAUGUUAAAUUACCUCAAGUUGUUCAUAAUGUCUUCCUGACCCAAUCUUCAAUACAGCAUGUGCAUUAUGACCAGAGGGGUCAGUACUUGAUAACUGGAACUUCUGAUGGAUAUAUCUUCAUUUUAAAUGCAAAGCCUUCGAAGUCAUUUAAGGUUCUCGGAUUCACAGAAAUGAAUGGUAACAUUGUACAAAUGUCUACAGUCUACAUUUCUGAAACAAACCUAGUUGAAGUAAUGGUGCUUGUCAAAACUUCACAAAGUGAAAAAAGCAGAUUGGAAAUAUUUUCUCUGUGUGAAGCAACCUUAACAGACCCUGGCAACUGUUGUGAUGAAAGAGGGAGGCUGAAGAAAGACAUCAUUGAGAGGAGGCAAUAUAAAAUAAAUCAUUCUCUAACCUCUGCUAUUCUGGAUUUACAAAAUGAAUAUUUAUAUGGCUACUGUGGUCAUGUGCCGUAUAUCUGUACCUACGAUAUUCCUGAAAAGGAUAGCAAAGUUGUAGUUCUCAAACCAGAAAUCAAAAUGCAAAGCAAACAUUUUGGAACUGGAAUACUGUGCCUAUCACCUCAUGGCAAGUGGCUAGCAUCGACAGCCAAAGACGGAAUACUGAGUAUCCGUGAGGCUAAUAGUUUGGAAACAUUUGCUCAGUUUCAAUGCCAUUCUUAUCAGGGACAAGGAAUUCAAUCACUGACAUUUUCACUCGAUGGCUGUUCCAUAGUAGCGAAUGGUAGGGAAGAUGGUGUCCUUGUUUGUCUGAAAUGGAAAAAAAUAACUGAUUCUCUAGCUCAAGAAGCUGCUCAGCAUUUUCAGGCCUUUCUAGACAUUAUGAAGAGCAGUAUUGCAAAGGAAAAUUCUGCCUUAUUGAAAAUGAGAGAGAGCCAGCUCAGUUUGGAUUUAGUCUCUAGACAAUCAGAUGAAUAUUCAGGCACUACAGAUAGAGCCAAUGAACAAGAAACUUCCUGGCUAGAAAAGAAAAACCUUGAGGCUGAUAGAAAAGAGGUUAAAAAAUUUAGUGAAAAAAAGAGAGAGCUAAAACAAGGAAUCAGAGCACUGGCCAAAACUAUUCAGGAAAUGCUGGAGGAAAAUGAUUUGGCACCUCAGAUUGCACAACUAGAACAAAAAGAAUUUACUCUGGAUGUUGAAGAAAUGAAAAAACUUCAUGCUGAAAAUGAUAAAGAAGUAGCAAAGUUAAGAAAGGAAACAGAAAUGGAAAAUCUAGCUAAGAUGUAUUUAUGGAACGUUUUAAAAGAAGAAUGCUGGGAUUCCAUGAGUGUAAAAGGCCAAGGACUUAGGCUGCGAAAGGACAUUGUAGAGGCUAAUUCUGUAGCUUCUUCCCUGACUCAAAGAUCACAUGAAGAGGAAGAAGAGGAAGAGAAAGAGGAAGAGGAUGAAGAAAAAGUAGUAAAAAGAGAUAGCGGUUUACCCAAUUAUCUACUUGGAAGUUUAUGUACAAGCUUUGAUGCAGAUAUAAGCAUGUUGAAGAGCCAACUGGAACUUCAUACCAGAGAGGAAAAGAUCAACCAGAUUAUAUUAUUGAAGGAUAUUAUUUACAAGAUUAAAACCAUUUUUAAUAAUGAGUUUGUGACCACCUUUCAACAAAAAAAGUUGGCAAUAGCACACGUGAGGGAAAAAAAUAUAAGACUUCGGGAAAUCAUCGAGGAUCUAGAACUUGGGGAAGAUGUCUGGCAACCAGAAAUAGAGGAUUGUGAGAAGCCAGACUUAAUUCUAACAGUAGCAGAUGAUGAGAUUGAAGUUGAAAGAUACCUUACUCUGUGGCAAAGAGAACAAGCAGAGAUGGCUGCAGCCCUUGAAUUACAACGACGCCUGUUAGCUGAGAGAGAUAAUUUUAGACGUCGUGCUUUGAUGGACAUGAUGAAUGGAGUUUUGGAAGUCAAGAAAGAAGAUAUUUUGAGGAUGGUAGUUCCUCAGCCUUCCUUUAUGGUCUCUAAAAUAGAUGCAAUAUGGAAUGAAGAAGAAAGGAGACAAGCCAAAGAAUAUGAGAAAAAAGUCAAAGAGUUAAAUGAGGAAAAAGACAAGUAUAGAAAGUCACUGGAUGCUGAAUUAAGGAAGAUUCAAGGGUCUAUUCAAGAAACAACACAAGCCUUCGAUUAUAAUCUGAAAAAACUCUUUGAGAGGAAGGUGCAAGCAGAAAUGGUUAUCAACCAGGAGGAAUUAAAAAUAACCAACCUUGUUUUCUCUUUACUCUUGGAUGAAGAAUUAAGUACAAGAGAAUUAGGACUGAACAACUUCCUCGAAAGGAAACAAUUGGAGAAAAAAAGUACUGCUAAGGAAGUCUUCAUGGCCCAAGAUGAAGUUGAGACAUACAGAGAGAACUAUGAUAACUUGGUUGCAGAAGACAAAGUUAUAGAGCGUGGAUUUAAAAAAGAAUUUGCUGAACUUAGCAGUCCUCAUGCUGAAUUACUCAACAAACUAUUUAAACGCCGGCCAAGGAUGCCAAGGCAAAGAGGGCAUGUAGAGUGUACUUCUCCUUAUGGCAAUCGCCUCGGGUCUGGCAGAAUUAAGAAGGAUAGCCUUGCCCAAAUCAUGAAAGCCAUGGAUGAUUUGGAUUCUCCUCAUCAUAUGCCAGAGGGCUUAGAUCCUGCGGUCUGGCAAUAUUUCUGUGCUGCAAGACGAACCAAAAUAGAAAAUGAACAGAGGGUAAAGCAGAAAGCUGCUGGUUUGCUGGAAAUUCAGGCCUUCCUCCGGAGGAGAACUGAGGAUGAUGAAAAGGUUCAAAUGGACAUUGAAAAAAUUUUCCAAGAACUCUUUGUAUUACAGAAGGAUAAAAGUUUUUAUCAGGUGGAUUUGACAGUUCAAUUCCUGCUUAAACAAGGACAAGUAGAAACAGAAAAUUUCCAUUUUGUGUUAGACUAUUCUGAAUCUGUUAUCAUUACCAGGAGUGUAAUUGAGGAUCUGAAUAAUUCAAUCCGGGUCCACUGUCAAAGGAAAAUUACCAACAUGGUAGAAAAUAAAAAGUAUCACAAAGGAAUAUUUCAGAUCGAAUGGGAACAUAAAAAAAUGGUGAUGGAAAUGGAAGAUCUAAACCAAAAGGCUUGGGAUAUUCAGAUGCUGUUUUUUUCAAGAGCUCAUCAGAUGUACCUAAGAGAACAAAACUAUGACCUCAUGGUUAGCUUCCAGAUUUCUCAAAUGGAGCAGACUCUUGCUUCUAUGGAUAAAAACCACAAAAGAGAUGUGGAAGCCCAAAAAGAGUUACUCAAGAAACUGAGAAAAAUGAACUAUCAACACGAUUUAGCAAAUUAUACUCUAAGCUGUAUGCUAUACGAAGAGUUGUUGUGUAACUCUGAAAGAAAACACAUCUGCCAAACAAUUGGGCUUAAGCUGACUUGUGAAAAGAUUGCUGAAGAACGUUACGAGGCUACAUUACAACAACAAAAGCUAAUUGAUAUUUCAAAAGAGCAGUAUGCACAAAUUUCAAUUUUACAGGCAGAGGUUGAAAGAUUAAGAAUGAAAACAUUUCCUGCACUUAUUCAUAUGUAG
Messenger RNA from Trichosurus vulpecula (common brushtail), 4998 nucleotides. RefSeq names its product cilia- and flagella-associated protein 43-like. The coding region runs from base 1 to 4998 and encodes 1665 amino acids. The transcript is spliced from 40 exons. Gene Ontology annotation, biological process: cilium assembly; sperm axoneme assembly. Gene Ontology annotation, cellular component: axoneme. Gene Ontology annotation, molecular function: protein binding. The record is from RefSeq and is a predicted model, not a curated record. Lineage: Eukaryota; Metazoa; Chordata; Mammalia; Diprotodontia; Phalangeridae.